CUAGAAUUCUAUGUCAAUAAUCUGAAGUGCGGAACGUCACCAACGAAAGUACAAAGACCCAUUUCAUCUGGAGAAGUGAGCUGUCGUCUUCCGAAUAUAGAUCCUUUUGACGCAAGUUCCAUGAGAUAUUUUCGACCUAUAGUACCGAUUGCGUGUGAACGUGACGCAACGCUAUUUACCAGCUACCGUGAUGGUCUUCUCAAAGUCGUGGUUUAUCAUGACAGAGGUGCGCCUGUUACAAAUCUGUCCUUUCAAACGAUACAUAGGAAAACGGGUGGCUCCGAUUCUGGAUUCCGCUUAGGAAAUCGCAGACCAUUGAAGUAUAAAGCACCAGUGUUGAGAUUAAACCACGAUUUCAUUCAAGCGAACGCCGAGUUCUUCAAUGGAGUGAAACAAACUGAUUUUCACGCACAGGUUGUCCCCAAGAGUCACGUGCUGCGGCGAGUAUCGCAACAAAGGGCUGGCAUACCAUUAAAUAUUGUCAUUUUGGGAUUGGACCAAACCUCCCACGCAACUUUUCAGCGUCUCGUUCGCAGCUCGUACAAGUUUCUGCAAGAUGAGCUGCAGGCAUUCAUGUUCAAUGGGUUCUCUUUAGUAGGUGAGGGCACAACGCCUCAACUGACAGCGCUCUUGACCGGACGGAGUCUGGAGGAGAAUUGUAAAAUUCACGAGGCUCGGACUGGAUUCAAGGGCGCAGGAACUGUGGAUCCAUGGCCGUUUAUUUUCAGGACGUUAAAGGAAUAUGGUUACGCUACUAUGUUUAGUGAAGAUGCUCCACCUAUAGGUAAACUAGUCACAUCGAUUUCUUUUCUUGAGUGCACUUAUCUCUUUUAUUUUCUUUGCCAAGUGCUUCUUGGUCGCUGGACUGAAAAAGUCCUGUCUUCAUGUCAAUUUUCUAAUUUUUAUAUAAUCAACCCAAUAUUUUACACGUAUGGUUCAAAUUCCGAAAUGUUUUCUUGUAGGCUUCUUUUUCUUCCAUGUUUUAAUUCUCGUGUCGGUCAAACAUUCAUAGAUAGCCCAGGCGUGAAAAGGUAAUCCAGUCAAAUCUCUUUAAAUGGGCACCUCUAUUAGAGGACAGACACCUCCCUUAAACCAACACCGCAGUAGUUGGCCCAUAACGUUCUUUAGUCAUUUUUCUAGAUAAGACGUAUACCUCUUAAGACAAAAACUUAAGUCACUUAGUACACCUCAGUGGUGUUCCCAACUAUGUCUAUUCAGGGGCACCCAACGACAGUUUCCUCCUAAAUACAUUGAAAACACCUUUUAGGCUACCCAGAGUACUUUUAGAGCUCUAGAAAUGCAUUUUAAGUGGCGCUAUAAAAUUUGUGUCUAUUCGGUCAUCCUAGAGGAACUUGAGUCUUUAAGAAAUUACAAGGGCUUCAGUUUAAUUACCCCCGAAAUUUAGAUGCAAUUUAACGUAUUACGCUUAAGUGGGAAUUUUUCAAAUUCCUCUGAUCUCUCCAUCACAAUUUUGAAUCCGAAAAUUUUAGGCUUCCUUUUUUCUACGAAAAAUAGCCGAACCUGGAGUCAAGUAUGAAAAAGACACUUAGGGCAUUUAUUAAAUAAGCCUCGAAAAUUGUACAUGGAUGGAACGCUUAUUUAAAAGUUUUUAGCCGUCCUCAAGUAAUAGAAAAUUCUAGGCAAUAUCUGCUUCUGCGAACAGAUAUUUUACAGAAAGCAGUCUUUGGGUGCCCUGUGUGUCUUUCCUAUAGCGAGCAAUUACUGUUAGUAGGUAUUUCUCCCCUCUUCAAGCUGUCGGGAACUAUUUACUUCCAAAUCUCACCCGGGCAGGAGUCCAUGCAGCUCCUGAUCUGGAAGAACGAGCUCUUUGUUUUGGGUAGUAUAUUAGGCCGAAUUUAGGUGACGCGAUUUUGCAAGAUUGUUCCAAGUGAGAGUUAUUUCGACAGCUAUUUAUUGUAAGUUAAAUUUAUAUGUUUUUGUUUGCUUUCAGGUGCUUUCAAUAUGAGACUCAAAGGCUUUAGUAAGCCACCUUGUGAUCAUUAUGCGCGACCGUUUUGGUCAGCGGUGCCACACAAACUAAACGCGGGAGUACUUCAUGAGAAAUGCAUCAACGCUCAACCUCAACACAAAAUUCAGCUUGAAUAUCUGAAGAGCAUGUUUAGAGCUUAUCCCAAGACUCCUAAAUUUGGUUUUAUUUUUCUGAGUAGCCUCUGCCAUCAUAACACAAUAUUACCACUUGGUGCUGCAGAGAAAGACUUUUACGAGUUCUUUAAAUCGAUGCGGGACUCGGGAUUUUUGAAUGACACCAUGCUCGUUGUCAUGGGAGACCACGGCGCUCGCACAGGGGAGUUCCGAUCGACCAUGCAGGGAAAGCUGGAGGAGCGGUUACCAUUGUUAUCCGUUACGUUGCCAGAUAACUUCCGCUUGAAAUACUCGAAACUGACAAAGAACUUCAAAUCAAAUACAAAUAUUAUUAUAUCACCGUUGGAUUUACAUGCAACUUUUAUGCAUUUGCUCAAGUAUCCUUUUGAUCCUUCACAGACGGAACUCACCCGUGGAAUAAGUCUUUUCUCAAAACUUCCCCGAAAUCGAACAUGUCAAGACGCUAAGAUACCAGAGUACUUUUGCCCAUGUGUUCAGUGGUUGCCUCUGAACACCACCCAUGCGCAUGUUCGUAUUGGCGCCCAGAUUGCUACUGAUCACAUUAACAGCUUGCUCAAGAAAGACCCUAAAGUCAGUAGGCUAUGUGAACGAUUAACACUAGACGUUAUUUUAGGCGCCUGGCAAGAAUUACCAAGUUCUAAAGUGCAAACAUUCAGUGGAAUACAAGAUGGUGAUGGCUUAGGUCUCGGAAAACCGGAGUUUAAGAACGCAACAAAACCAACUGACUGUAUCUACCAGGUUAAGUUUCGAACCAUACCGGGUUUUGCAGUUUUUGAGGCGUCUGUUAAGCUUAUUGAGGGUCGUUUUGAGGUGAGCGGGCACAUCAGUCGCAUAAAUCUUUAUGGAUCACAACCGGAUUGCAUAAAAAACUCACAUCCCCAUUUGAGGGAAUUUUGCUACUGUGGUCAUGAUACCUGGAAGAAGAGCGUUGAAGAGUGA
Messenger RNA from Porites evermanni, 3063 nucleotides. Lineage: Eukaryota; Metazoa; Cnidaria; Anthozoa; Scleractinia; Poritidae. The record is from the annotation of a GenBank genome assembly.